CAAUAGAUUUCAGAAAUAGGGUUCGAUUAUAAAAUCUCUUUAACUUCCACUAAAACCCUCGUCAUUCCUCCGCCACCCAGCUGAAGAACAACCCUUCGCGCCGCUCUUCAUUUUUCUUCUCUCUAAGGAAAGCUAAAUCCGGGAUCUCAAUUUCAGCUCAAAAAUGUCGGGAGAGGAAGUUGCAGUUGCCCCAACUGAGGUUGCUGCUGCCAUUGGUGAGCCAAUGGACAUCAACGCAGCCUUGCCUCUUGUGAUUAGGAAGUCCAAAGCUCAUGGGGGGCUUGCACGUGGUUUACACGAAGCUGCCAAGGCAAUUGAAAAGCACAAUGCACAUCUUUGUGUUUUAGCUGAUGAUUGUGACCAGCCAGAUUAUGUUAAACUGGUCAAGGCACUCUGUGCCGAUCACAAUGUUAAAGUGCUACGUGCACCUAGUGCAAAAACUCUGGGCGAGUGGGCUGGUUUGUGUAAGAUCGAUUCUGAGGGAAAGGCAAGGAAGGUAGUUGGUUGUUCUUGUGUAGUUGUCAAGGAUUAUGGUGAGCAACACGAGGCUGUCGAAGUUGUUCAGCAGCACAAGGAUUAAGCAAAUCAGAGGAUGGUUGCCUUGGUAGAUGUCUGCUGAGUUUUUUUGUUAUUUAACGAGUUCUUGAUAGUGAACAACAAAAGAUUAUUUUCUUUUGAAGUUGUUGCGAUUCUCUGGAACUGCUUGGUGUUUCUUUAAGUAUGCUACACUUUUUUUCAUUUAAAUUUUACGUGGUUAGUUCAUGGAAAA
Messenger RNA from Gossypium arboreum, 769 nucleotides. RefSeq names its product 40S ribosomal protein S12-2-like. Gene Ontology annotation, molecular function: structural constituent of ribosome. Gene Ontology annotation, biological process: translation. Bases 164 to 580 code for a protein of 138 amino acids. The transcript is spliced from 5 exons. NCBI's taxonomy places the organism in Eukaryota, Viridiplantae, Streptophyta, Magnoliopsida, Malvales, Malvaceae. The record is from RefSeq and is a predicted model, not a curated record. Gene Ontology annotation, cellular component: cytosolic small ribosomal subunit; ribosome.